Trichomonas vaginalis G3 is the source of this 786-nucleotide messenger RNA. Its product is annotated as organellar and viral DNA polymerase type B. Lineage: Eukaryota; Parabasalia; Trichomonadida; Trichomonadidae. The transcript has a single exon. The record is from RefSeq and is a predicted model, not a curated record. The annotation marks the transcript as partial.
AUGUAUCGGAAGUUGUCUAAGUUAGAACACUCGGAAAUAAAACAACUUCUUACAGAAGCUAAUAUAGAUGUUGCAAAGCAUUACGCAACAAACAAAAAAGCACUCGCUGACAUCCUCAAUGACUAUAAUGGUGCAAUAAGUUAUGAUAGAAUUCAUGAGUUCAUAAAGCCGCAACGCGGCGAGGACGAAGUCCAUGCAAGAGCAUUUCCUUUAAAUGACGUUGCUAUUGACUUAUAUCAUAGACAUUCAGUACCUCAUGAAGUAAGAAGAGAAAUGUUUGACAUAACAAAUGCAAACGUUGGUGAAACAAGAAGAAGAGACGACACACUGAAACAACAGAAAAGAGAGAUGUUUAAGAGCGCUAUAGAACAAGUUCGCAAAGCUAACGAUGUCCUUCGUUCCAUUGACGACAAACCAAAAGAAGGUGAGAGAUGGUUAAAGAAAGAUGAAGAGAAUAGGAAGAGGAAUGUUAAGACAGGCAAUAGACUCAUUGACUUUAACAUCGAAGCUUUAGAUGAACCAAACAGAGACUACUUACACAAACAUUUCGGUAAGGUUUUCAUGAGACUCUUAGAGAAGAUUAAAAUAAACUCCCAACAAAGAUGGAUGGUAUGUUAUAAACUUGGUGGAAAGUAUGAAUGUUCUACGUUAAACCUCAAUAAUAUUGGAACAUUACUACAUCAGCUCUUGAAGGAGAACUUUAUAUCAGAGAUAGAAGCAAAUGCUGCAGGUAUUGUUGAAAUGCACUAUGACUUCUUCUUGACAAACAUAAAGAAUCUUACUGAA